Messenger RNA from Symbiodinium natans, 981 nucleotides. NCBI's taxonomy places the organism in Eukaryota, Dinophyceae, Suessiales, Symbiodiniaceae. The record is from the annotation of a GenBank genome assembly.
AUGGCCUACCGUGCGAGCAUGCCCAUCCACACAGAAGUUCGCAGCUCUUCAGAUAGCGGACGCCACGACUACGUCCUCGAGUGGGAUGAUUUGGUCUACUUGCACUUGAACAGACUGGCCCUGUUUGCACAACCUGCCCAAGAUGACUACGCCGCGCCUUGCCCUGGCUACGAGCCAGGCCCAGAGGAUACCACCCCGCCGGUUCGCUUCAGGACACGCACAGCGCCCACUUCUGCACAGAUCAGCACGCCUGAGCCAGCGAUGCACACUCCUCUUGGAGCCUCUGAUUUGCCUACUACAAUGGAUGCACAUAUGGGCCCCACUGAGCCCCAUCCUGGAGCUACGAGAUCUACUCCUCUUGGAGUUUUCAACUCAGCUUCUGCAAGUGAUACGCCUAUGGGUCCCGCUGGGCCCCCCUUUGAAGCUAAGCGUGACACUCCUCUUGGAGCCUCCGACAUGCCUUCUACAGCCAAUGACUUCAUGCCUUCCAAGCCCAACGAGCCUCACGACCUGGUGCACAUAAGGUCCCUGCUCGUAUAUAUGCACAAUCACCUGGCCUGCCAAGACGCAAUGGGCCGCACUCUGAUGCAGGCAGAGGAAUCCAGACGCCUGGAGCUGCACGCAGUCUCUGCCCAACUGCAGGAAAUACGCACCAGCCUGACCUUCGCCCAGCAGGCCUACGCCGACCUCAGGCAUGAGCUCGACAGCAUCGCAGCCGACUUUCUGGCCUAUCGCAUUCGCACAGAAGCGGAGAUGUCAAGCCUUAGGGAAGCCUUGGGGCCCAUGCCCUCCCAAAUCAAUACCCUCAAGCGUAUUGCAAUACUGCCUUACAAUGCACAUCUUCAGGCCCUGCGUACCUUUCAGGUCCCGGCGAACAGGUGGGAAGAGGCAAAUCCCCAUGCCCUGUUGCGUAGAGAGCUUCUACACCUAGAGGAUCGCCUUCUUCGCCUAGAAGCUGCACAGCCCCCCGUGUGGUUCUGA